GCAUCGCGGCCUUAUAACGCGUCUCCAGCUUAGUACGAAGAUCUUCUCCAAAACGUAUUACUAUACAUUCAUCUCUCUGGAGAACCAAAAAAAAAAUGAUUUACCUUCUAGUUUUAAGCUUUUUUUUGAGGGAAGAAACAAUAGGUUCAUCAUCUUUCUGUUUUUCCCAUGGUGAGGAUUUGCAGAUAUUGAAACGUUGCAGUGGAUUCCCAAUCGUAAUUGAAGUAGUCGGCUCUUCACUUAAAGGACAACCUUUACAUAUAUGGAAAGGCCAGGUGGAAAGCUGGUCUCAAGAGAGUAGUACCAUUCUUGAUAAUCCUGAUUCUACUGUGCUGGAUCGUCUGCAGCCUAGCUUCAAUGCCCUGAAAUCUAAUCUUAAAGAGUGUUUCUUGGACAUGGGCUUAUUUCUUGAGGACCAAAAGAUACGUGCUUCGGUAAUAAUUGACAUAUGGAUGGAACUAUACGGUAAAGGUAACACUAGUAGUCACGUCGUGUACAUGAAGUACCUCGAUGACCUUGCUUCCCAGCAUCUGCUUAAACUUAUUCCUCUCGGCAGAAAUGAGCACGAAGAUGGUUACUACAAUGAGCUAUUAGUCACUCAACAUGAUCUCCUGAGGGAGCUGUCUAUCCAUAAAAGUGAAUUGGAAACAAUCCUGGAAAGAAAAAGACUAAAUUUGGAGAUACAUGAAGAUGACUAUCCACUAAUGGACCACCCUGUUAAAGCACGCCUCUUGUCUAUCUCUACAGGUGAUUCAUUUACAUCGAGUUGGGUGAAAAUGGAUUGCCCCAAUGUUGAGGCUUUACUUCUUAAUCUCUCUUCAUCAAACUAUGCAUUACCAGACUUCAUUGCUACAAUGAAGAAACUGAAGGUUUUGGUUAUCAUAAAUCACGGCCAUGAUCUUGCAAAAUUGACCAACUUGUCUUGUCUCAGCUCGUUACCAAACCUGAAACGGAUCAGGUUGGAGAAAGUUUCAAUCACUUUGCUGGACAUUCUACAGUUGCAACGCGGCAGUCUCAAGAAGCUGUCUCUGGUCAUGUGUAGAUUCGGUGAGGUUUCCCACGACUCAAAAGAAAUAGAUGUCUCUAAAACUCUUCUGAGUUUGCAGGAGAUUGACAUAGACUAUUGCUAUGAUCUCGAUGAGUUACCGUAUUGGAUCUCUGAAGUUGUUUCAUUGAAGACACUCAGCAUCACAAACUGUAAUAAGCUUUCCAAACUUCCAGAAGCUAUAGGCAACUUGAGUAAGUUGGAAGUGUUGAGGCUGAGUUCUUGUAUCAAUCUCUCCGAGCUUCCUGAAACCACUGAGAGACUCAGCAACUUGCAGUUUCUGGAUAUUUCUCAUUGCUUAGGACUGAGAAAGUUGCCCCUAGAGAUUGGGAAGCUGCAGAAGCUGAAGAAGAUGUCGAUGAGAGAUUGUUAUCGAUGCGAGUUGCCAGAUUCAGUGAAUAAUCUAGAGAAUCUGACGGUGAAAUGCGACGAAGGGACUGUGUUCUUAUGGGAAAGAUUCAAACCAAAAAUGAAGAAUCUGACAAUCACAGAGGAGGAAACAGAGCACAACUUGAACUUGCUUUUGUUAAGUUGCGAGUAAAAAGAACGUUUUCAUAGCAUGUGUGGGUCUUGUAAUGUUGUUAUUCUCAUCAUCCAUUGUAGUAAAUACAAUAAAAUGUUGUAUGCUU
Eutrema salsugineum is the source of this 1674-nucleotide messenger RNA. Its product is annotated as probable disease resistance protein At5g66910. Gene Ontology annotation, molecular function: protein binding. NCBI's taxonomy places the organism in Eukaryota, Viridiplantae, Streptophyta, Magnoliopsida, Brassicales, Brassicaceae. Gene Ontology annotation, biological process: defense response to fungus. The record is from RefSeq and is a predicted model, not a curated record. The transcript has 3 exons. The coding region runs from base 96 to 1586 and encodes 496 amino acids.